AUGGUAUCGAAGAAACGGAAAUUCGGUGAACAUGAGAUGAUAGCCUUAACCGAACAAUGCAGUGCCAUUCUUACUCGCCCAAUUCCACCAAAGCUUGGAGACCCGGGUAAGUUUACGAUUCCAGUCGCUAUCGGAGUUUUUCAAAGUUUGGGAUUAGGAGAUAUAAAAUUGGUAUCUGUGACUUUACAGUUAGCCGAUAGAUCACUCAUAUACCCAAAAGGAAUAGUAGAGGAUGUGUUAGUUAAAGUAGAUAAAUUCAUCUUUCCUGCAGAUUUUGUAGUUCUUGAUAUGGAAGAAGAUAAAGAAAUUCCUUUGAUUUUGGGAAGACUUUUUUUUAGAACGGGUAGAACUAUAAUUGAUGUGUAUAAUGGGAUUUUAUCUAUGUCUUUGGGGGGUGAAACGAUUAAAUUUGAUGUUUUCCGUACAAUGAAGCACCCUCAAAAGGGUGAUGAGUGUUUUGCUUUUGAUGUGUUAGAUCAAUUAAAUUUUGAUUUUAUUGAACCUUUAAUUGCGGAUCCGUUGGAAGCAUCUUUGAGUGUAGGAACAUCAGUUGAGGAAGAAGCAGUGACGGAACAAUUAUGUUGGUUGGAUUCAGCAAAGCCGCUGUCAAGACCACGCUUUGAAAGUUUGGAAACGGAGCUCCCAUUAUCUGUCACUUUUAAGCCUUCAGUGAUUGAACCUCCGAAACUUGAGCUUAAAGUUUUACCGUCUCAUUUAAAAUAUAUGUAUCUUGGAGCUCAUGAUACCUUACCUGUUAUUAUUUCUCCAUCUUUGACAGGUCUGCAGGAAAAGAGACUUUUGGAUAUCUUGCGAGAGCACAAGCUAGCACUUGGAUGGACUAUUUCCGACAUCAAGGGCAUAAGUCCAACUUUUUGCAUGCACAAGAUCAUAUUGGAGGAGAGCCAUAAAUCUUCAGUGGAACAACAGAGGCGAUUGAACCCCAUCAUGAAGGAAGUUGUGAAGAAAGAAAUCAUCAAGUGGUUAGACGCAGCUCCCGAGGAUCAAGACAAAACCACUUUUACUUGUCCUUUUGGUACUUUUGCCUUUAGACGUACGCCUUUCGAUUUAUGCAAUGCUCCUGCUACUUUUCAACGUUGUAUGAUGGCAAUUUUUACGGACAUGGUUGAAUGUGGUCUUGAAAUUUUUAUGGAUGAUUUUUCUGUUUUCGGUGAUACGUAUGACACUUGUCUCCAAAUACUGGCUAAGGUUCUUCGCAGGCGUGAAGAAACAAAUUUGGUGCUCAACUGGGAAAAGUGUCACUUUAUGGUACAAGAAGGGAUUGUGCUUGGACACAAGGUGUCAAGGAAAGGGUUAGAAGUCGAUCGAGAAAAAAUCGAGACAAUCGAGAAAUUACCGCCACCAAUUUCCGUAAAGGGGAUUCAAAGUUUUUUGGGACAUGCGGGAUUCUAUAGGCGGUUCAUCAAGGAUUUUUCUAAGGUUGCCAAACCAUUGUGCAAUUUGUUGGAGAAGGACGUCAAAUUUGACUUCAAUGACGAAUGCCUCAAAGCCUUCGACGACUUGAAAACAAGGUUAGUAACUGCUCCUAUAAUUGUUGUGCCUGAUUGGAAUGAACCUUUUGAACUCAUAUGUGAUGCCAGUGAUAAUGCGUCAUUCGAAGAUGUGUACCGGAAAGCGAGCAAGGAGAUAUACUUUUUCAUUGCCAUGGCUCGGACUAUGCGGGGCAUUAUGGAGGUGAGCGCACGGCGAGAAAGAUGCCAGCGAGUUGGUAAUAUUUCUAGGAGGCACGAACUCCCAUUAAAUACAAUGAUCGAAGUUGAGCCCUUCGAUGUAUGGGGAAUAAAUUUUAUGGGGCCUUUUGUCCCAUCAUUCAAUAACCUAUACAUCUUAGUGGCCGUCGAUUAUGUAUCUAAAUGGGUUGAGGCGGCCGCCUUUCCUACUAAUGAUUCUGCAGUGGUUUGUGCUUUCUUGAAAAGACAGAUUUUCGCUCGCUUUGGAACACCACGAGCAAUUAUUAGUGAUGGAGGCACUCACUUUUGCAAUAAACACUUCGAAGCACUCUUGGCCAAGUAUGGUGUAAAGCACAAGGUCGCAUUGGCCUACCACCCUCAGACGAACGGGCAAGCCGAGGUCACGAAUCGUGAAAUCAAAAACAUCCUCGAAAAGGUUGUGAGUCCUACCCGGAAGGAUUGGUCGAGAAAUUUAGACGACGCACUUUGGGCAUAUCGUACAGCUUACAAAACUCCACUUGGGAUGACACCGUUUCGAUUCAUUUAUGGCAAGGCGUGUCAUCUACCGGUUGAAUUGGAGCAUAAUGCGUUUUGGGCAAUUAAGAAAAUGAAUUUCGAUCUUGAAGCAUGCAAGGAGAAACGAAUGAUGCAACUCAACGAGCUCGAUGAAUUGAGAUUGAAUGCUUAUGAAAGCAAUCGUUCAAGAUGGUCCGGACCGUUUACUAUACUCGAAGUAUUUCCGCACGGCGCAGUCGAGUUAUUGGACUCCGAAACCAAAAAGUCUUUCAAAGUCAAUGGGCAACGCCUCAAGCACUACCGGGGAGGGGAAUUCAAUCGCCAAGUGACCUCGAUCACGGAGGAUUCAAGAAAGGUGCAAAUUUCUCCAAAAACUCAUUCAACAAGGAACACCCACAAGGUGUUCGACAAUUUGCCCGAGUCAAGUUUGGGGGCAAUUUUGCACACCAAUUCACUUCCAAUCCCUUCCACAAGGCGUUCUCACAUCAUGGGAAAAAGAGGACGUGACGGAGAAGGCACUUCAAAAGGAGAAGGCACUUCAAAAAGAAAGGGGAAGGGCAAGAAAGCCGACCAAGUUACAACUCCCGAUGAAGACGCCUUUUGUGUGGAAGGCUCCAAGCUCCGUUUUGAAAAACAAACGGUGGAGAAACUUGUGACGGAGCGCGCAUAUACGGUCACCCUACCGCAAUUUGAACCGUUGAAUCAAGAAUUCAUACGACGAGGGUGGCAAUCAUUGUUGGAACCGGAGGAGUCGAUAAACUUGUCUUUGGUCCGCGAGUUCUAUGCCAACACCCGUAUCCUCCUAACUUCGGAUAGGAAGACGAGCACGGUUCGAGGGAAGCGGGUCGAUUGGAGUGCCAAGGCCAACAACUCCUUCUACAACACCCGACAUGAGCCAUUCAAUUGGGAACAAAUGCAACUCGCAGUAACAAAAGAUCAACUCGGCGAGGUAUUGUGCGAUGGGCCCCCAAUUUGGUCCGAAUUCUCCACCGAUGAGGAAUACGAGUUGGAGUGGAAAUGCAUUCACCAAAUAUGCAAGGCGUGCCUUACUUUCAUAUGCGCUAACCUCAUCCCCACCCGCUCGUGGACUCAAGUGAACCAUGAAAGGUGUGCUCUUGCAUAUUACAUUUUAAAGGGCACACCGAUCAAUAUUGGAGAAAUCAUAUCCGACCGCUUUUGGAUAUCCAUGACCAACAACUCCAAAGGGUUCUAUUUCCCUUGCCUCGUUACCGGCUUAUGCAAGAAGGCGAAGGUUCCAACCAAAACGACGGAUAUUGACACACAAAUUCGGAAGCCGAUUAGUAACCUUGCGGCCCGACAAUUCAAGGCACCGAUCUAUGGUGGAGAGCAACCCGUCGAUGGCCAACAAUUAGCUCCACCCGAGGGUCCAAGCACAACCACGGUGGAGCACAAAGUUAGCACAAUCGAAUCUCUUCAACGGUGGUCGGGGAAGAUGCUCCAAGCCAUUGUGCGCCAUUUGGCGUGCGGUACUCCCGAGUGCGCCGAACCGGAUCCGUUGCCCGCACCAGUUCUUGAGCCGGUACCCGAGCUAUUGGAGGAUGAGAAGGAUGGUGAUGCUCAUGAGCAAGGUGGAGUUGGUGAGCAACCCGAUGAUGGUCCAGACGCUUAA
Erythranthe guttata (spotted monkey flower) is the source of this 3834-nucleotide messenger RNA. NCBI's taxonomy places the organism in Eukaryota, Viridiplantae, Streptophyta, Magnoliopsida, Lamiales, Phrymaceae. The record is from RefSeq and is a predicted model, not a curated record.